UUUUGACACCACCCCUUUGCUGCAAACGGAAUCGUGCAGGAGUGCUCGGGUGUAAACAAAACUAGAAUACGGCCUUGCGUUCUGCUACGAUCGGAUGCUCAUAUGAAUGGAAAACACGCGUCGCCUCUGGGGCGUUGACAAGGCACAUCGCAGAGAAAAGCGCUUGAAUCGCGUCGCUCAUUCUUUAUCAAUGCCGUUCAACACACUGCCAACGCGGUUGUUAGGUGAAGCGUUAUCCUAAACUGUAUGAUAUUCACUACGAUGGCGACUCCUGCAGAACAGGACCUUGCGUUGGCAGAAGCAUCAGAGAGCAACAAAGAGAGAGCGCAAGUGUUCGGUGUUCUCAGACUGCAGGAGGAUAAAGCGGCCAGCGAGAGAGCCAGCAGCCCUGCCAUGAAAUCUGGAGACGGGAGAUGGCAGGCGCCCAUAUUCGCUUUUGCCAGAAAAGCGUCAGAAACCUUCUCGGGCGGCAUUCACGUUCUCCCCAAAAUGACAGAGCCGAAAACGUCCGAGGAAUGGGGUGCCAAGGCCUUGCGAGAUCCCAUGGCAAUGGAACGAGCAAACUUGCUAAAUAUGGCUAAACUUAGCAUCAAAGGUUUGAUUGAGUCUGCUCUCAGCUUUGGACGAACCCUGGACUCUGACUAUCCUCCUCUACAACAGUUCUUUGUUGUCAUGGAACACUGCCUGAAGCAUGGUCUCAAAGUGAAGAAAUCAUUUCUUGGAUACAACAAGUCAUUGUGGGGGCCUCUGGAGAUGGUUGAAAAGCUGUGCCCAGAAGCAGGCGAAAUCGCAGCCAGUGUACGAGACCUUCCUGGCCUUAAGACGCCUCUGGGCAGAGCCAGAGCAUGGCUGAGACUGGCACUAAUGCAGAAGAAACUGGCAGAUUACCUACGUCUCCUUAUCACCAGGAAAUACAUACUUAGUGAGUUUUAUGAGAGCUCAGCAGUGAUGCUGGAGGAGGAGGGAGCAGUUAUCGUCGGUCUUCUGGUGGGACUUAACGUCAUAGAUGCCAACUUAUGUGUGAAGGGCGAGGACCUCGAUACACAAGUUGGUGUAAUAGACUUCUCCAUGUACUUGAAGAAUGACAUGGAUGACUACAGAAGUGAAGAAAGAAAUGGUCAAAUUGCAGCCAUUUUGGAUCAGAAGAACUAUGUUGAAGAAUUAAAUAGGCAGCUGAAUUCCACACUUCAAGGAUUACAGGGACGUGUGGAGUCAUUAGAAAAAUCCAACUCCAAACUCAUCGAAGAGUUGGCAAUAGCAAAAAACAACAUAAUUAAACUACAGGAAGAGAACCACCAACUCAGGACUGAAAAUUCUGUAAUACUAAUGAAAGCACAACAGCGUCUUGAGCUGGCAGAGGGAGAUUUGAACUGUGAACUGGACACGUACAAGCAGUCAAGGCAGGGCCUAGAUGAAAUGUACAAUGAGGCAAGACGGCAACUUAAAGAGGAGUGUCAACUCAGACAGGAUGUGGAGAAUGAGCUGGUUGUGCAGGUGAGCAUGAAGCAGGAGAUGGAGAUGGCAAUGAAACUGUUAGAAAAGGACAUCCAUGAAAAACAAGACACUUUGAUUGGACUUCGGCACCAAUUAGAUGAGGUUAAAGCCAUCAAUGUGGAGAUGUACCAAAAAAUGCAGUCUUCAGAUGACAGCAUGAGACAAAAAAAUGACAUGAUUGCACGAUUGGAGGAGAAGACAAAUCAAAUAACGGCAACUAUGAAACAGCUGGAGCAAAGAUUGCAGGAUGCAGAGAGAGAACGUUCCAGUGCUGAAGCCGGAGUGCGCAAAUUCAAGCAGGACUUCACUAACAAAGCUGACAGUCUCCAAAAGCAGAUAGCCCAGAGGGAGAAGCAAAUUAUGCAGCUGGAAACAGACUUCAAAAUAGAGAGAGAAUGGCGGCAGACAUUACAGAAUGAAUUGGAAAGAGAACGAGAGACCAUUGCCCAGCUCACUGCUGAGGCCCAGCAAAUCAGCAGACUCAAAAAAGAAUUUCACAGGUUGCAGGAUGAGAACACACAGCUGAAGGGAAUUUGUGAGGAGCAUGAGCAGGCACUGGAAGAGUUGGGCUGCAAACUCAGCGAGUCAAAGUUGAAAAUUGAAGAUAUAAAAGAAGCAAAUAAGUCACUUCAGGGUGGACAGGUUUGGCUGAAGGAUAAAGAUGCUACACACUGCAAGCUUUGCGAGAAGGAAUUUUCAAUUUCAAGAAGAAAGCACCACUGCAGGAACUGUGGAGAGAUCUUCUGCAAUGCUUGCUCAGAUAAUGAGCUGCCGCUCCCUGCUUCACCAAAACCUGUGAGAGUCUGCGACACCUGCCACGCUCUGCUUCUGCAGCGCUGCUCCUCCAACGCCACAUAAGACAGAAAUAACAGUGCACAAUAACAAAAGCUAAUAUGAACUUUAUUUGGGACAUUGCGCGGUCUUACAUUGUGUCACGCUAUAACAAAGUGACCAAAAUGGAUGCACCUGUUUUUUCAUGGUUGAAGUUUACAUUUCACACAGGAAUAAGCCUGUUGCCCCAGAGCAGAUUUAACAACAGCUCUAUAAUGUUUGUGCAGUUGGCCAAAGCAGUGUUUGGCACUUAGUGUGCCCAAAGAAAGAUGAACUGAAGUUUACAAAUUGGUUAUAAAUCAUGACUCUGGGCAGUAAGUAGCUGAAUUUCAGAUUGGAUUAUUUUAAGCACAGCAUUCCCACACAUGCUGGAAAUAUACUUUUGAUACACGAAGGGUGAACAGGAUUCAUUCUUCACGUCACAUGUCGAAAGUUAACACAAUUACUAAAUAGGAUAUUUUCUAAAACAUUAUUUUAAAUUCAGUUGAAAGACAUUAAUUUGUGCCAUUUCAUUUGUGUUUAACAAGCCAAACUGACAAACAGGGAUUUUACACAAUUGUUUCCCUGGUUAGGUGCGAGUUGAAAAAUCUGUAUACACAAGUAAACAUGUUGUCAGUGCUGCUCAAGUACAAUUGAGUUGGAUUCACAUCAGAUAGCACAGAAAAUCUUGGUGUUAAUUCACACUAGCAGGUUUACCUUGGUACAGAACGGGAAUGUUACUCACUUUGGAGUACUUUGCUGACUUGCCUUGAAUAUGCUGACAUUUCCCUUGAAUAGUUGGAGCUAUUCAAAAUCCAGUGGUUAACUUAUACAGUUGUGGUCAAAAGUUUACAUACACUUGUAAAGAUCAUGUAUAUCAUGGCAGUCUUGAGUUUCCAAUGAUUUCUACAACUCUUAUUUUUCUGUGAUGGAAUGAUUGGAACACAUACAUCUUGUCACCAAAAACAUUCAUGCAUUUUGUUCUUUUAUGAAUUUAUUAUGAGUCUUCCUGAAGUAUGACAGAAUCUGAUGGGUCAGAUAUAUACAUACAGCAACUUGAAUUUUGGUGAUGUAGAAACUUUGCUUUGUGGCAUGGCCUGUUAAAUUCUUGUGAGUGAUUAUGAUUGACUACAGCUGGUGACUUCUCGGAGCCCAUUUAAAUAGGGCUGGUUUGAUAGACUCAGCCACAAACGCUACAGUGGGAAAGUCUAAGGAGCUCAGCAUGGAUCUGAAAAAGUGGAUCAUUGACUUGAACAAGUCAGGAAAGUCACUUGGAGCCAUUUCAAAGCAGUUACAAGUCCCAAGAUCAACUGCAAACAGUUAUUUGUAAGUAUAAAGUGCAUAGCAUAGUUCUGUCACUGCCAUGAUCAGGAAGAAAACGCAAGCUAUCACCUGUUGCUGAGAGAAUAUUGGUCACGAUGGUCAAGAGUCAACCAAGAACCACCAAAAGGCAGGUCUGUAAUGAAUUAGAAGCUGCUGGAACACAGGUGUCAGUGUCCACAGUCAAGCGGGUUUUACAUCGCCAUGGGCUGAGAGACUGCCAUGCAAAGUGGAAGCCCUUGCUCCAGAUGCGGCACCUUAACGUUAGACUGAAGUUUGCUGCUGAUCAUCUGGACAAAGAAAAAGCCUUUUGGAGAAAAGUUCUGUGGUCAAAUGAAACAGAAAUUUAGUUAUUUGGCUACAAUGACCAGAAAUCUGUUUGGAGGGGAGAAGGUGAGGCCUUUAACCUGAAGAACACCAUACCUACCGUCAAGCAUGGUGGUGGUGGUAUCAUGCUCUGGGGCUGUUUUGCUGCCAGUGGAACUGGUGCUUUACAGAAAGUAAAUGGAAUAAUGGCGGAUUACCUCCAAAUUCAUAAGGAAAUGCUAACACUAUCAGCCAGAAGGUUGGGUCUUGGAUGCAGUUGGGUGUUCCAACAGGACAAUGACCCCAAACACACAUCAGAAAUGGUAAAGGAAUGGCUAAAUCAGGCUAGAAUUAAGAUUUUAGAAUAGCCUUCCCAAAGUCCUGACUUAAACCCCCACGUUCUCAUUGACUGCUGAAUAAACAAGUCUGUGUCAGAAAGCCAACAUUUAGUUGAACUGCACCAAUACUAUCAAGAGGAGUGGUCAAAGAUACAACCAGAAGCUUGUGGAUGACUACCAAAAGCAUCUAAUUGCUGUGAAAAGGACAUUCAACCAAAUAUUAGCAUUGCUGUAUGUAUAUGUCACAUUUUCAGAAGACCCUUAAUAAAUUAAUAACAGAACCAAAAUGCAUUAAUGUUUUUUGUGGCAAAGACAUAUGUGUUCCAAUCAUUCCAUCACAGAACUAUGAGUUGUAGAAAUCAUUGGAAACUCAAGACUGCCUUGAUAUACCUGUUCUUUGCAAGUGUAUUUAAACUUUUGACCACAACUGUAAAUGUGAUUUAUGUAUGAAUCUGUACAUAUGCCUUAAUCCACUAAAGUUUAUUUCAAUUCCA
This is a messenger RNA of Myxocyprinus asiaticus (Chinese sucker), 4762 nucleotides long. RefSeq names its product RUN and FYVE domain-containing protein 2-like. The record is from RefSeq and is a predicted model, not a curated record. Lineage: Eukaryota; Metazoa; Chordata; Actinopteri; Cypriniformes; Catostomidae. The transcript has 18 exons. Gene Ontology annotation, cellular component: cytoplasm. Gene Ontology annotation, molecular function: metal ion binding. Bases 247 to 2352 code for a protein of 701 amino acids.